Messenger RNA from Colletotrichum karsti, 1638 nucleotides. Its product is annotated as bicyclomycin resistance. The record is from RefSeq and is a predicted model, not a curated record. The transcript has 7 exons. The coding region runs from base 1 to 1638 and encodes 545 amino acids. Gene Ontology annotation, cellular component: membrane. Gene Ontology annotation, biological process: transmembrane transport. Lineage: Eukaryota; Fungi; Ascomycota; Sordariomycetes; Glomerellales; Glomerellaceae. Gene Ontology annotation, molecular function: transmembrane transporter activity.
AUGACGGACGUCGAAAAGGCCGAGAGCCGGUCGUCGAACCCCGACUAUGACGACGCCACCAUCGCCGAAGACUCGGGCUUCGAGCCCAUCCGCACGGGCGCCUCCGGCACGCGCUCGCUCCGCCAGUCGCGGUCCCUGAGCCGGACGAGGUCGCAGAACGGGUACGGCGUCGACGAGUACGAGGCCAGCGACGACAGCCCGCAGCGGCAACCCGAGAAGGACCCCUUCGAAGUCGGUUUCGACGGCGGCGACAGCGACCCCAUGUGCCCCCGUAGCAUGAGCAAGUUCAGGAAGUGGCUCAUCGUCUGCAUCGUGUCCUGUGCCAGUUUUUGCGUCACCGCGGCUAGUUCCAUCUACACAUCGACGUAUGCGCAGAUGGAGGCAGAAUUCGGCAAUUCCAGAAUCGUAUCGACCGUCGGCCUGUCAGUGUUCGUCCUGGGAAUCAGUCUGGGCCCGAUGUUCCUCAGCCCUCUUAGCGAAUUCUACGGCAGGCGGUUGAUUUACUUGGUUUCCUGGUCCUCCUAUGUAAUCUGGAUCAUCCCGUCAGCCGUGGCCAACGGGAUCGCAGUGAUGAUCGUCGCCCGCUUCCUGGACGGCCUCUCAGGAUCGGCCUUCUUGGCCGUCAGUGGUGGUACCGUGAGCGAUCUGUUUGCUCGCCACGAGCUUCAGGCGCCCAUGCUCAUGUACUCGAUGGCGCCCUUCAUCGGACCGUGCAUCGGCCCUCUGAUCGGCGGUUUCAUCAACUUCAACGCCAACUGGCGCUGGACGUACUAUGUCAUGCUGAUGUGGUCCUUUGUGCUGCUGGUGGCCAUCGUCGUAUUGGUGCCCGAGACUUAUCAUCCGAUCGUCUUGCGGACCAAGGCACGCAAGAUCCGAAAAGAGACAGGUGACGAGCGGUGGAAGGCCCCCGUCGAGAAGAUGACCAAGUCCGUCGCCAAGACCAUCGGCCUGUCGCUGCUGCGGCCCUUCCAGCUGCUCAUCUUCGAGCCCAUGGCCCUGAACCUGUGCAUCUUCUCCGCCAUCCUCCUGGGCAUCCUGUACCUCUUCUUCGGCGCCUUCCCGCUCGUCUUCACGAACAACCACGGGUUCAACCUCUGGCAGGUCGGCCUCACCUUCCUGGGCAUCCUCGUUGGCAUGUUCUUUGCCGCCGCGACCGACCCCUUGUGGCACCGCAUCCGCAGCAAGCUCAUGGCCGACCUGGAGAAGGAGACGGGCGUCGAGGGGGCCAGCGAGCCAGAGUUCCGCCUUCCGCCAGUCAUCUGCGGCGCGUUCCUCGUCACCAUUGGCAUGUUCUGGUUCGCGUGGACGACCUUCUCAUCGGUCCACUGGAUCCUACCGAUUUGCGGUUCCGCCAUGUUUGGAGCUGGGAUCGUCCUCGUCUUUACUGGCAUUUUUACGUUUCUUGUCGACGCCUACCCUCUAUAUGCAGCGUCAGCCCUUGCUGCGAAUGCCUUUGUGCGAUGCUCGUUUGCUGCCGCGUUCCCGUUGUUUGGGACCCAGAUGUACACGAAGCUCGGAUACCAGUGGGCGACGUCACUGCUCGGCUUCCUGACGGUCAUCAUGCUGCCGUUCCCGUACAUCUUUUUCAAGUAUGGCAAGAGGAUGAGAAGCCGCAGCCGCUUCGCCAGGACCGACUAG